This is a messenger RNA of Glossina fuscipes, 2120 nucleotides long. RefSeq lists its product as uncharacterized. NCBI's taxonomy places the organism in Eukaryota, Metazoa, Arthropoda, Insecta, Diptera, Glossinidae. The record is from RefSeq and is a predicted model, not a curated record. The annotation marks the transcript as partial. The transcript has 2 exons.
CUUGUUGCAGUUUUGCAGCCACUAUCAUGAUGGUUCGCUAAUAGUACAUAAGAAACGAGUAAUCUUUAUGUAACGAGUACUCGAAAAAAUGGAAUUUCAGCCGCAAACCGGUCGUGUAAUUUUUAUUAAUUUUUCUUAAUUUUAAAUUGUUGAUUUCCAUAAGAAAUUCUUACCAAAAUAAAAGUUAAACGGUAAACAUUAAACGUCAAAAAAAGUUGAUAAAAAUAUCGCAUCAAAUAACUGCAAAAGAUUUAUGGAAAAAAAAAGAUUUCACUUUGUACAAGUAAAGUAGAAAAAAAAGAAGAAAAAAUUGCGACUUGCGUGGAAGUGGAUUGAAGAAAAUACAUCAGAAAUCUCAGAAAAAUUCCAAAGCGUCAAUGAAACAAUUUAUCAUUUUUAAAGCACCUUUCUAUAUAAAAACGCUUCUAAAAGCAAAAGUCGUACAAAAAUUUCUUAAACAUUACUAUUGAAAACUUGACGUUUUUUUUAGUUGACAUCAUUACUUGUUAAAAAAAUAAAAUAAAAAAAAAAGUAAAAAAAUCAAUGUGUUUACUUCAAGAUGAAUUAAGAGGAAAAAACUAAUUUUCCAGUUUUAUUAGCUUAAAAUUACGUACACACACAUGCACAUACACACACAACAAUAGAAAUUAAAGCUUUUUUUAUUUAGUGAAAAAGUUUAUUAGAAGAAGGGGAGAAAAAGAAGAAAAAACGAAAUAUACGUAAAGUUAUUGCCACAACCCGGGGUCUGGCAUUCAACUAACAAACUAUGUGUGCAGAAAAUGCCCAGAAAUGCUGCAAGAAAAUUGAAUAAGAAUGUUAAACAACAACACCGUCUUCCAUACCUAACACGGUCAACUAGCUGCAGUAGCGAAACCGUUAUUAUUAAUUAUAAUAAAAAACUUAGAAAACGGAAAACGAAAAAACAAUUUCAAACAUUCUUAAAAAAUUCAACUGAAAUCAAAGGCGAUAUAAAAGCUGUAGAAAAAAAUUGCAAUAAAAGAAGUGUUAACAGUCAAUUUGAUAUAGAAGAGAAGAAAAAUAAGAAGCAGCAAUUGAACGAUAGAAGAAUUAUAAAAAGUUUUAUACAAGAUACAAAAUAUUCAAAACAGGAAAAUAAUUCCCUGAGUGAAGAGGGGGAACUUGAAGAUUUUCAUGGUUUUAAUGAUCUAAACGAGGACACGGUCUCAGUCGAUGCGAAAAUUGCCGCUAAUGUUGAUGAAAUUGUUCAUAAAUUUAAUGAUAUUAAUGAAUUGAACGUUAAUUUAACCGAUAAAAUAAUCAAUAGCGUAAGGAAGCAUUUAAACGGCUCGCAGAUUAUCAACAAGGACGACUGCAUUAUAAAGAGUAGUCAUAAAAACUGCGAUAAUAAUAAAAUUUUGUGUGAUUCUUAUAAUAAAAGAGACGGAGCAAUAAUAACAAGAGCAGCAGCAGUAGCAGCAGCAGCAGCGUCAGCAGUAAAUUCAUUAGCAUUUAAGGGGAAAUCAUCGCCAUCAGCAGCAGUAGCAGCAAAAGCAACUGCAGCAGCAGUAGUAACAACAACUAAAACGUACCCAUCAUCAUCAGUUGCUAAAACAAUUGAAGCCACCCCAUCUGCAUUAUGUCCCAUUGUCAUUGAAACUGUAAUAACCACUCAAACGGUAGACAACAGUAGUAGUGCUGGUAUUGCAACAGCAGCAGUAGAUUCCGUUUGUAAUUCUUCGAAAUCUUUUUCUAUUUCUUCUACUGCUGCAUUUGUCACUAACGAGGAAAGAAAACACCAGCUCCAUCAUCACCACCGUCAACGACAACAACAACAACAACAAACCGAACAACAAUCGGAAUAUCAAAAAGAUUCUUUAAAUAAUGGAAAAGUCAUUAAAACAAUAGCAUCAACAAUAACGGCAACAACAACAAAUAAUAAAAAACUUAACCUGAAAAGAUCACCUUUUCCCAAUCCCAAGGAAGCCAGUGACCGUCUAACGACUUUAAGAAAGAGAAGAAUUACAAUUGACAACUUUAAUAAUCUAAGAAGAGAAGAGCAACGGAUUCAAUCGCCCCACCACCAUCAACGGCAACAUCAACUACAACGACAAACGGAAAAGCAAUGGGAAUAUCAAGAAAAAUCUUUAAAUAAUGGAAAA